Molecule: messenger RNA, 733 nt
Organism: Pelodiscus sinensis (Chinese soft-shelled turtle)
Lineage: Eukaryota; Metazoa; Chordata; Testudines; Trionychidae
Source: RefSeq, a predicted model, not a curated record
UGUUUGCCGAAAUGCAGUUCUCCAUUGCACUCAAGUGAAGAUAACAGGGGAAAAGUGUCUGUCUCCCAAGACUCACUUAGAUUGCAGCAAUGUCAACUCUAGGUCUUCUCCAGUCCUUCCUCAGCUAAGCUGCCAUUCUUUGGGUGCUGGUUAUCUCCCAACAGAGUGCAUCUCAGGAUGUAUAUGUCCCUCUGGACUGUUUGAUGAUGGCAGAGGGGGCUGUGUAAGUGAGAAUGAUUGUCCAUGUAUUCAUAACGGCGACUUUUAUCCUCCGGGACACACUACAACAGUGGGCUGCAACAAUUGUACCUGCUAUAAAGGAAAAUGGAAUUGUACCAUAAAUGAGUGCUAUGGGACUUGUAUUAUAUAUGGAAGUGGUCAUUAUGUCACCUUUGAUGGAAAACACUAUGAUUUUGAUGGACACUGUGAAUAUGUGGCUGCCCAGGAUUAUUGUGGUGAGGACCCCAGUGGCACAUUUAGUAUCAUCACAGUUAAUGUUCCAUGUGGAACCACAGGAGUCACCUGCUCAAAGGCUAUUAAAGUAUUUCUCAAGGGAAUUGAAUUGAAGCUGGAGGACAAGCGCUAUGUAGAAAUUCAUCGAGAUGCUGGCGAACAUGUACAUUAUUGGACUCGGACAGUGGGGCUUUAUCUUGUUAUUGAAACCAGCAGUGGUGUGAUGCUCAUCUGGGAUAAGAAGACUACUAUUUUUGUAAAGCUGACCCCUAAUUACAAG